Messenger RNA from Diprion similis, 963 nucleotides. It is a transcript of the gene ND-13B, whose product is annotated as NADH dehydrogenase [ubiquinone] 1 alpha subcomplex subunit 5. Gene Ontology annotation, biological process: respiratory electron transport chain. The transcript is spliced from 3 exons. The record is from RefSeq and is a predicted model, not a curated record. NCBI's taxonomy places the organism in Eukaryota, Metazoa, Arthropoda, Insecta, Hymenoptera, Diprionidae. The coding region runs from base 136 to 492 and encodes 118 amino acids.
UACGCGGUGCGCAAACCGUUUUGCGUUUUUCGUCUCAAGCAGACGCUGUGAGCAGACGAUAUUGUGCGACCUGUAGUCCCAAUUAAUCCUGAUAACUUGGGCGAAGGGCCGAGGUAUUCGUUAUUUGCGUACAACAUGGCUGGGGUUUUGAAAAAGUCAACAAAUUUAACCAGGGUUGCUGUUGCCCUGAAUCCACAUCAUACUUUGGGAGUAUUGUACAGUAAAAUUCUUAGAGCCGUCGAUAAAAUGCCUAAGGAUUAUCCCUACAGAAUUAAUACAGAGAAAAUUGUUAAGGAACGAGCUGCUCAUGUGAAAAAUAAUCCAAAAGUGCCGGACCUUGAAAAUGCCAUAAACUGUGGUCAAGCUGAAGAAUUAAUUCUACAAGCUGAAAACGAAUUACACUUGGCAAGAAAGUUCUUAGGUUGGAAGCCUUGGGAACCGUUGGUCCAAGAAGCACCUGCUAACCAAUGGACUUGGCCACCACACAAAUAAUAUGUGAUUUAAUUACGCGUAUUUAAAAUGUUUAUAAUCAUUGCAUACGCAAAGUAGACGAUAUUAAAUGUAAAUACAUGUGUCUCUGAAUAUAAAAUAGCAGAUUUUGAAGAAAUUACUCGUGCGUGAAAAUAGGUAUCAUUAAUGAAAUGAAACUAACCUUGGACUAAUCAAAUGAAACUAUAUCAUCUUAAUUACCAUGCUUCUGCGUUGAAAAAUAGGUUCAGAUUUUAAUUUGGAAUAUUUAAGAUUAAUAUUUAUUCGUUUUUCUAACCAAAUCACAUAAUGAGCUUCACUUGUGCCAGAAAGGAAGACAUGAUUAGAAACGGUCUAAUUACGUCUCAAGUCAAGUUAACAGUAAUGCAAAAUUACAAAUCUGCGCAUCUACAAAGAAUUUGCAGCUAAAAUGCCUGUGACGAAUUUAUUCACAAGCUUAAAUUUACACUUUAAAAUUAAAAUUUUAUUUUGGAU